Messenger RNA from Eleginops maclovinus (Patagonian blennie), 5830 nucleotides. RefSeq names its product serine/threonine-protein kinase 32C (gene stk32c). The transcript is spliced from 12 exons. Gene Ontology annotation, molecular function: ATP binding; protein kinase activity. Gene Ontology annotation, biological process: protein phosphorylation. The record is from RefSeq and is a predicted model, not a curated record. The coding region runs from base 320 to 1651 and encodes 443 amino acids. Lineage: Eukaryota; Metazoa; Chordata; Actinopteri; Perciformes; Eleginopidae.
ACAAGAGUCUCUCGGUUUGGCUGGCAGGCUACCGAAGACAACUACCAGUGCCGAGUGAUUAACGUAAUGCUAACCUGACAACUGUAAUAACCGAACAGUCUUUGAACUAACUGACAUUCCGUCGGUGCGUGUUACAUUGCUCUCGCCUGGUUAACAGAGACUUUAGGUGGCGUGGCUCAUAUUUUCGGUAGAAUUUACAUCGGAUAAAUUUAAGCGAAAUAACGGACACAGGUUGGGUGAAAUGUAUGGUUAGAAUAUUUUGAGGAGGGAGUCAGCUGUAGUUUCUCCUCAAGGGGCGAGGAAUGCUAUCUGAGCAUCAAUGUUUCACUGGGGCAAGUGGAAGAAGAGGAUGGGAGCCAACAGUUCUUCAAAGAGACCCGUUUUCGACGAAAAGGAAGAUGUGAACUUUGACCACUUCCAGAUAUUACGGGCCAUUGGGAAAGGAAGCUUUGGAAAGGUAUGCAUUGUGCAAAAGAGGGACACGGAGAAGAUGUACGCCAUGAAGUACAUGAACAAACAGCAGUGCGUGGAGAGAGAUGAGGUCCGAAACGUCUUUAGAGAGCUUGAGAUCCUACAGGAAAUUGAGCAUAUAUUUUUAGUAAAUCUCUGGUACUCGUUUCAGGAUGAGGAGGACAUGUUCAUGGUGGUUGACCUCCUGCUGGGAGGAGAUCUGCGGUACCAUCUGCAGCAGAACGUCCAGUUCAGUGAGGAUGCUGUCAAACUCUACCUCUGUGAGAUGACACUGGCACUCGACUACCUGCAGAAUCAGCACAUCAUCCAUAGAGAUGUCAAGCCAGACAAUAUCCUGUUGGAUGAGCAAGGUCACGCUCAUCUGACGGACUUCAACAUAGCAACGAUAAUAAAGGACGGAGAGAGAGCCACUGCCUUAGCUGGAACCAAGCCCUACAUGGCCCCGGAGAUCUUCCAGUCUUUUGUGAGUGGGGGUACAGGAUAUGCCUUUGAAGUAGACUGGUGGUCACUAGGGGUGACAAUCUUUGAAGUGCUUCGUGGAUGGAGGCCCUAUGACAUCCAUGCAAGUAACUCGGUGGAGUCCCUGAUGCAGCUCUUCAGUACAGUCAGUGUCCAGUACAGCGCAGCCUGGCCCAAGGACCUGGUUUCCCUGAUGAGAAAGCUACUGACAGUAAAUCCAGAGCAUCGUUACUCCAGUCUGUCUGCCAUGCAGGCAUCUGCCUACCUCACUGACGUCAACUGGGACGCCGUGUACGAGAAGACGACCGAGGCCGGAUUUGUUCCUAAUAAAGGGCGCCUCCACUGCGACCCCACCUUUGAGCUGGAGGAGAUGAUCCUGGAGUCGCGCCCUCUUCACAAGAAGAAGAAGAGGCUGGCCAAGAACAGAUCUCGAGAUAACAGCAAGGAUUCUCAGUCUGAGAAUGACUACCUACAGGAUUGCCUUGAAGUGGUGCAGCAGGAGUUCAUGAUCUUCAACCGGGAGAAGUUGAAAAGGCGUCAGGAGGAGGGUCAGCCCGAGGCCGGGGGCGAUGAUGCCAGUGGAGACGGGGACGGGGAAGCCGAGGGCGGCGCUACUGACGAUGAUGCACCGGAGCCAGAACCGGAUCCCGAGCCGGAGCCUGAGUCCUCCUCCAAACGGAGCAUGUGCGGCUCGGUGUGCUCCUCCCCCGGCAGCUGCUAGCGCCACAUCGCCUCUCAGUGACGAUCACAGGCCUCUCUGGCGGCUGCAGUGUUUGUGCCAUGCCAAUAGAUACAUUCUCACCUCUCUCCUCUGUCGUAGCCAGGAGCGGAGGGAACGCACAGCAGGACCCCCCAUUAUCCCUCCAUUUUCCCCCUGUAGCAUCCUUCAGGUAGGGCAUGAAUGAAGCAGAUUUCCAGAGAGUCCCCACCUCCUGCACCCAUAGGCCCUAGAGUAAGCUCUAACUUCUAUGCAAUCUUACAGUAUAGCAUGACAAAUAAAGCAUUACUUACUAGGAGGUGUUGUUCACGAGCAGGACGCUCCACGAGCAUGAUGACAUCCCUAGCAAUAGCAGUCCACGCUCUUUGGGCGAUUGUGGUUUAGGGUGAAGACGCCUCCCCUCUCAGACUUCCUGUUCAAAAUCUGAUCGGGGCGACUGAAUUAUUCAGCGUACGCAGGCAGCCACUCAGUUUACGUUAUUGCCUGAGUCUUCAGUUCACUCUUCCUCUCCCCCAGUCUCUUUCAUGUAAUGUGUGCCCCAAUUCAGAACAAUGGUUUAUCCUGGAGCGACUUCUCCUGCAACACUUCUCCCACACACAUGUACAGUAAGUGGCUCGGUUCAGACAGGCCCAGAAAGAGCGGCUGGUUUCAUGUCGUAAACCCGUUUCAAGUUGUGCCUGUCGAUGAUAAUCAGUAUUCGUUAAUCUCAUCGUAGCCAUGGAUGCAUUAUAGGUCAGAAUGCUAGUUUGAUUUUCCUCUCUAACUGUUAGAUAACUUCUUUUUCCAAUCUUUUUUUAGGAUGAUAAGCUACUUUAAUUUAUGGGAAAUCCGCACAGCAAUCAGAAAGAAAGUGUUGCUUGUCUGUAAUGGUUACCAAGAUGUAUUUUAGCCCUGCUCCAUUCUCUGACUCAUCAUCAGAACCUGUUCUUGGGGGGGGAACUGUAAAUGCCCAUCACUAACAAUCCCAUUUUUAAGAAUCUAUUAGAGAAUUCUGCUUUCUUCAUCAUCAUCUCUUUAAGUGCUUGGUUAUAAAGAUCUUGUUGAGCUUGUUCCGGGGCUGUACUUAAAUGUGUAGCUGUGCCCUGUUGGUACUUCAAAUCAUAUAGAUGAGCUAUUGCUGUCAUAGUGAUAGCGGUACAUUUAAGGUGGCACCAUUAAUCCCAGUCUGAACACCUGGGACAUGUAGCAAAGGUUCACCUUAAACCCUAAGGCCUAAUAAAAUAGAGUAAAAACGUGUAAAUAGCAUACAGUGUAGGUAAAUAAACUCACCACAGUUUUAUGUGGGAUUGCAAACUCGACAUAUAAACUAAAGGAAGAGCCGUGUGAGGUUUUGUUCUGCUCUUCUUUCCAAGUGUGCAGGCACAACUUGUAGGCAAAAUAUGCCAAAGCUUUUCUACCAUUUGCAUAACCAUUUCUAAGGAACUUUGAAUGUGUGAUUGUGUGUCUCUCUUACCCCAGUGUGAAGUCAAUGUUCCUUCUUCAAGUGAAAAUACUAUCAUUUAUAUUGUGAAUAAAGUAUCUAUUUCAGAUAAGAGGAAGACCUUAAAGCAAAAGUUUUCAAUUCUGGGAUAUACACUUAUUGGCUGUCUUUACAAGAAUACAGGAGAAGAUCCCACUCUCAUGUCUGGAGCUAACUGGAGAUUAGCCUGGCUAAACAAAGAUUAGCAGCAGGGGAAACAGCUAGCUCAAGUUAAAAAAUAACAACGUAUUAGUGUAUCAACAUUAACUUAAAAAAGACUUUCAUUUUAAAACAUCUCAAAAGAACUUCAUGCUCUUUUUGGCUAACAAAUGUGGUGCAGUGGGUUUUUGUAAACAGUAGCCGGAGACUAAUCUUUGUAGAAAGCAAGGCUAGCUGUUUCAGGACUCAGGAGAGAAGAAACACAAGGGGAUGGUCACAUUAAUGAAAGCUUGGCUAGAAUUGUACAACCCUUAUCCUCAUUUGUUGAACUUCACUUUAAAAUGCCUUUGGUAACCUUCAUAAGUAACUGUACUUUCUAAUAUCUAUAUUUCUUCCCUAAAUAUGAGGGGUGCCCAGCUAAAGACUGGCCAAAAAUCAGGAAAAAAAGUAUUAUUGGAGUUAAUUCAGCCAAGAAAAACACAGUGAUGUGUGAUCUGCAACCUGUGGCAUUGUAACAUUCAUUUAUCAAUGUAGUAUUGGGCUUGCUCCCUGUCUUAACAUCGGUAUGGUCUAGGUUUUAUAUCAGUUUGGUGUCUCUACACUCAGUCAACAGACCAUUACGUUAGCUUGAUACCGUGGAGUUGCGUUGUUAAGUUAGUUUCUACCAAAAGAGUGAAAACACAUUAAUAUGAUUACAAUGUUGAUCUGGCUUGCUAAUGUGAGCCACUGAUAAAUCCACUUUCAGAAAACACAGUCCCCAGGGCUGACUUUAAGCUAGCUGUUGAUGUUUGUUGUGACUUGAUAGCUAAGUUUAGUAAGUUAAUAACUUCACCUGGUGAGUAAAUAAUAAAGUAAUGUAACUACUAUUACAAUGAGCAAGUAACUUAUCCAACACUGUUAAUAAUAAUAACUAUGGCUGAUGGAGCUAAAAAGAUUAGCAUGCUAACAUCAAUGCUAGCUUGGCUUCCUCUGUUGUCUUGCAGCUUGCAGACAUUGGAGUGACAUCCGUCUUAGUGACUGCCAAUUUUUCUAAAGGCUCAUUAUUCUGAUACCUAUACAAAAUGGCCGAAAGCCUCUUAUUCCGAAGGCCAUUGUUCUGGAGGCCAAAUGCUACAAUAACACCCUCUCCAUGCAACAAACUGAGGUCAAUGACUCCAUUGGACCUGUACUUGUGGUCUUUGUUGUUUGGUUAUGGUAAAAAUAAUAAGGUAAGCCAACAAGAGGCAGACUAGGGAACGCCUUUGCCACAGUAGGAAAACAGUGAGAGUGUGUAUCUUCAGAGCAAUAGGCCUUUGGAGCAAUGGAUAUUGUUUUGGGGAUAACACACUUGACAUUUUUCGGAUGAAAUGGGUUGACGGAAAAAUAGCAAAGAAAGCAAAUAUUUGUAUUUCCCAAAAUGUUGAAGUAUUUCUUAAAACACUAUAUUGUGAUUAGAUUAAGUAGCUUCUUUAAAGGGAUAUAAAGCGACAUCUUCAAAGUCUGCCAAAUAUAUGAUGAAUCUAAUAAAGUCAAGCCCUGCGCUUUUUUUGCAUGUAGCUACAGUAUAAGCCUGUUUUUGCCAAAGCCUGGAGCUUGAGCCUUACUGGCUGAUUUGUGCAUGCACAAGCUUUUGGUAUCGGCUCACCUGAUUAUGGACGCAGUCCACAUCAGAGUAUAGCUGUUUCUGGACAGUGAACUUUGUGAACUUUAAACUGUAAGAAAUCGUAUAAUCCCAGUGUUACAUGGACGGCAUGAUACUUUUAGGUGAUAUGCAGUACCUUCCGGCAGCCUGUAAGUAGUCUUAAUGCUUUGUCAAGUAUACAGGCUCGUACCCUUGCUGGAUGAGUGGAAUGAGGUCAGCAGUGGUGUGUGAUGCUCCGUUGUGGAUUAAGUGUUAUUGACUGUGCAGCAAAGGAAGCACAUUUGGAACUGGGGCAGGUUUUAACUUCACCCCAACACAGAAUAAGCUACAUUAUUAAGACACUGAAGGUUUCCAUUUGUGGAAAAGAAAGCUGAGUAAUUUCUCAUAAAUCAGUGUACUCACCACUGAAAUCGAUACAGGCCUGAAGUGGAUGUGUGCUUAAUCAUUUGUAAAUGGAUAAUAACUGAAGAUCAUUUAAGUGUAGCUUUUUUCUAAGUUACAAUACUCUUCUACAGUAUUUGUUCCUUGAUAUCGGUGAUCAUUCCUGAUUGUACCAUGCUUGCAAAGCCUUCCGACCUGUUCGUUUAUGUGUUAAUGUUCUGAAUGCCCUUGUGCUAGUGUUUGACCAGCAACAGCAUGUCUCCUAUUCAGCCGUUUUCUGGUGGAUCCCCCCGAGGCGUGCCAUCCUGUAGACGUCUUAACUCUGUGGAUACAGUUUGAAACUCAGUGCCCUGCUGAGAACAACAAAUAAUCGAGGGGAAUAAAAUAUGAUUCAUGCCACUCUUGUCCUCCUCUUGAUCCUAUUUUGCAUAAUGUUCUUGUGCCGCAGGAUUUUAACGGGGGAUCCGUGAAAAGCCUUGUUACUGUACCAACUGAAAUCGCUCCGUGUUUAAAAAAUGCUGCUUUAACUGCUUUGAUAAAGAAAUAAAUCUCCUUCCUGUAA